GUCUUGUAUUUCGCAAUCUCAAAUUAUUGGGAAUUAGGGUUUCAGGCUUGGCGACUGAGUCGAAGAUGAUCGAGGUCGUGUUAAACGAUCGAUUGGGUAAGAAGGUGAGGGUGAAAUGCAACGACGAUGACACAAUAGGCGACCUGAAGAAGCUGGUGGCGGCGCAGACGGGCACCAGAGCUGACAAAAUUCGCAUUCAGAAGUGGUACACCAUUUACAAGGAUCAUAUCACCCUGAAAGAUUACGAGAUUCACGAUGGCAUGGGCCUCGAACUCUACUACAAUUGAGGGCUUUUAUGUGGCUAAGCGCUGGGAGUAGCAUCGAUGUUUCGGAUGUAACUGUAAUUUAUGUAUUCUGGUAUACGCAAGACUCGUUGGUUUGGAAUAAUGUAUCUAUGUAUGCUACUCGCUUCUGGUUUUUACAUGUCUGCAGUCUGAUCUAAUGGUGAUUGGCCAAAUCUCUGAUAAUUGCCAAUUGCUUAUGUCUCUUUUGCCCUCUUUCAA
Prosopis cineraria is the source of this 503-nucleotide messenger RNA. RefSeq names its product ubiquitin-like protein 5. The coding region runs from base 66 to 287 and encodes 73 amino acids. NCBI's taxonomy places the organism in Eukaryota, Viridiplantae, Streptophyta, Magnoliopsida, Fabales, Fabaceae. Gene Ontology annotation, cellular component: cytoplasm; nucleus. Gene Ontology annotation, molecular function: protein tag activity; protein binding. Gene Ontology annotation, biological process: protein modification process; mRNA splicing, via spliceosome. The record is from RefSeq and is a predicted model, not a curated record. The transcript has 2 exons.